Messenger RNA from Dromiciops gliroides (monito del monte), 2176 nucleotides. RefSeq names its product tsukushi, small leucine rich proteoglycan (gene TSKU). Bases 143 to 1204 code for a protein of 353 amino acids. Gene Ontology annotation, molecular function: protein binding. The record is from RefSeq and is a predicted model, not a curated record. The transcript has 2 exons. Lineage: Eukaryota; Metazoa; Chordata; Mammalia; Microbiotheria; Microbiotheriidae.
GCUCGGGCUAGGCGGCGGCCGUAGGAUGAGCAGGGGCAGGCUGGAGAAGGGGCCGGCGGCCCAGGCGAAGGACUGAGCAUCGCGGAGAGGGCGAGCGCCGCAGCAGCCGGCAGACUAGACGGGAGCGCUGAAAGGCUGCACAAUGCUGUGGUCCCUCUGGCUCCCACUCCUGUUCCUGGCCCCUUGUGCCAGGGCCGUUCGCCCAUGUUUCCCAGGCUGCCAUUGUGAAGUGGAAACCUUCGGCUUGUUUGACAGCUUCAGCUUGACCCGGGUAGACUGCAGUGGCCUGGGCUCCCACAUCGUCCCGGUCCCCAUCCCCCUGGACACAACGUACCUGGACCUGUCCUCUAACCAGCUGGAGACGGUCAAUGAGUCCAUGCUCACAGGACCAGGUUACACCACUCUGGUGGGCCUUGACCUCAGCUACAACCGCAUCACCAAGAUUUCUUCUACAACCUUCUCCCGGCUCCGAUACCUGGAGUCCCUGGACCUGAGCCACAACUCCUUGGCAACCCUGCCAGAGGAGAGCUUUGCCAGCUCGCCCCUGAGCGAGGUGGAUCUGAGCAGCAACAAACUCACAGAGAUCUCCAUGGACGCCUUUACUUCUCGGGGGCAGGGGAAGCCCCUUAAUGUGGAUCUCUCCCAUAACCUCCUUACCAGGGUGAUUCAGCCCCACCUGGACCGGGGCAUCCCCAACAUCCAGAGCCUCAACCUCUCCUGGAACCAGCUGCAGGAGGUGCCCAACCUGCAGGGUCUCCCUCUGCGCUACCUCAACCUGGACGGCAACCUCCUGGGCAGGGUGCGGGCAGGGGCCUUUGCCGGCUUGAAGGACCUCAUUCACCUGUCCCUCAGCCGGCUCCGGCGCUCUACAGAACUCGCCCCGUUUGCCUUCCGGGACUUGCCGAGUCUCCAGGUUCUAGACUUGUCAGGCAACCCCAGCCUUCAGUCAGCCAAGGCCGAGGUCUUCUCCAGCUUGAACUCUCUUCAGGAGCUGAAUCUGUCGGGCACGGGGCUAGCGGUCCUGCCCGACCGGCUUCUGAAAUACCUCCCAUCUGUCAAGAGCGUCACCCUAGGGAAGGACACCUGGUGCGUCAAGGUGGUCAAAGAAGGCCAGUACCGACGAGAGAUCGGCCGGACCAGAAAGGAAGUCUUGUACUGCCAUGACACGCACGGUGCCGUGGCUAAAGCCCCCUACGUCUUAUGAUAAACAUUACAGAUGUCGCUGAGAGACACGGAAGUAGGGAGGCCCCUGGAGGGUCUGAGGAAGGGUAGGACCCACAUGGAGGUAGAGAGGGAGCAAGAAAAGCUACACCUCCAUUACAGACAGAUACUGAGGCCUACCUUCAUGCCAUGUUUUUGGUAAACCUGUCAAUUUAAUUUAUAUUUAUAUGUGCCAAUACCAGGUCCAACUCCUGAGUGUGUGUGUGUGUGUGUGUGUUUGUGUGUGUGUGUGUUGCCUUUCCACCUGUCCUGAUAUCUCUCUGCCUGGGGGCUCCCCCCACCCCACCCCCGCUGUGGGGCCACUCUUGGUCUCACCCUAAACAAAAGCUCCUCAGGAGUGGGGCUUCUGUCCUCCUAGUCUCCUGCGUAGCACCUGGGACCAGUUAGAGAAUAUUGGGAACCAGCCAUCAGGGCUGAGGUGUGAUGGGAAACAUUCCUGACUCCAACAUGCCCCUGACUUGGACAUCCCCCUUCUGGACUCUGAGCAAAGAGAUGGAGGUCUUCGGGAUGGGUCUGGGGAGACAUCAGAGUUUAGGUGGAAGUUCAGGACAAAGAAAAGAUGGAACUUCUCCAAGGCAAACAAAUGCCCGGGGGCAUCCAACUCAGAUACCCCCUGCCCUACUCCAGCAUUGCCCAUCUCACGUCUCCAACAUUCCCAUUGUUCUUGACUUAGAUGUCCCCUGACUCGGACAUCUUUCGUCCCCCACGCCACCCACAGCCACGUAAUGUAGCCCGUGGCUCGUUUGGUGCCAAAGUGGGCCCCCGAGCCCAUCUCUGCCUAUAUACCCUUGGUGUUUUUCCCAAAGUGCCUUCCCCCAAUGCCUUGACUCAACCUGUGCUCAGGCAUCUUUCUCUUAGGGGGGCUUGUUUUGUUUCAUUUUGUGUUUGUUUGUUUUUUUUUUAAAUAAUGGACAAGCUAAAAGAAUAAAUCAAUAAAGAAGGUAGUCAUACCAAA